Messenger RNA from Ilex paraguariensis (yerba mate), 468 nucleotides. Lineage: Eukaryota; Viridiplantae; Streptophyta; Magnoliopsida; Aquifoliales; Aquifoliaceae. The record is from the annotation of a GenBank genome assembly.
AUGGAUGACUACAACUUCAAGAGAAGUCACGUUCCGGCUUUCGGGAGCUGGGAUUGCACCGAUGACCUCCCUUUCACUCAGUGCUUUGAAUCCGCAAGACAAGCCGGGCUGCUUCGCUAUAGCUACUCUGAAGAUCGAGAUCUGUACGUCGCCGGUGAUCUCUACGAGAACGAUGUGGUUACUCCGGCCAUGAUCGUUGUUCCUCGCCGAAGGGGGAAAGCUCGGUACCCACAUGUGAAGGAGGAGAAAAAGGAAGGUUGGGUGGUGUGUGACUGUGACUGUGACUGUGAUACGAAGGAUCCACCAAGCCCUCUGCCACUAUCUCCUCCACCUAGACCUAGAAGGGCACCCAAAGCUGUUGAUGAAGAUUUGUAUAAGAUCUCACCGGAACUCCUCCACGCAAAACCCAAAAGGAAAAGGGUCUGGGGCUUUCUUUCAAGCUGCCUGCAACCAAGUUGUGUUCACUGA